This is a messenger RNA of Quercus lobata, 881 nucleotides long. RefSeq names its product glycosyltransferase family protein 28. Gene Ontology annotation, biological process: dolichol-linked oligosaccharide biosynthetic process. Gene Ontology annotation, cellular component: UDP-N-acetylglucosamine transferase complex. The record is from RefSeq and is a predicted model, not a curated record. The transcript is spliced from 4 exons. Lineage: Eukaryota; Viridiplantae; Streptophyta; Magnoliopsida; Fagales; Fagaceae. Gene Ontology annotation, molecular function: hexosyltransferase activity. The coding region runs from base 151 to 687 and encodes 178 amino acids.
ACAUAGAAUGCAAAAACGGUGCGUUUUCCUUCUUCUUCUUCUCUGAAACCCUAAAAUCACAGCUCUCUCUAAUCCAAUGGAAUAUAGAUUUCAGCUGAAUAAGGCAUUUGCGUGGUUUGAAUUGUGAAGAAAGAAACAAGCCAUCGUAAAAUGGGAGACACCGAGAACGGUGAAAAGGCAAGGAAAACGGUUUUUGUAACCGUGGGAACGACUUUGUUUGACGCUCUUGUUAGAGCAGUGGAUAGUUUGGAAGUUAAGCAAGAGUUGUUGAAAAGAGGGUAUACCCAUCUUGUCAUUCAGAUGGGUCGUGGAUCCUACACACCCACGAAGUAUGGAGGGGAAGAUGGGUCUCUAGCUGUAGACUUCUUUACUUUCUCAUCAAGCAUUGCUGAUUAUCUGAGGUCAGCAUCUCUGGUGAUCAGUCACGCAGGGUCAGGAAGCAUAUUUGAGACACUGCGACUUGGUAAGCCUUUAAUUGUGGUGGUGAAUGAAGAUUUGAUGGACAAUCAUCAAAUUGAGUUAGCAGAAGAACUAGCGGAGAGGAAGCAUUUAUACUGUGCUCGUCCUCAAACACUUCAUCAAACCAUAGAGUCUAUGGAUUUGGAGUCUCUCCUCCCAUAUCCUCCAGGUGAUGCAAUGCCAGUUGCGAAGCUUAUUAAUCAGUUUCUAGGUUUCCCAGAUGAUUAAUGAAACUGUUGAAUUUACCACUUCAGAGAUAUUCUUUUGCAUGUACAAUUGAGCUGUAAAUUUUGUGAUGAUGAAUAAGCUUUGCCUCAGUGCUUAUGUAAUUUUCUUUUGGGAAAUUUUUUUGGUUAUAGCUUUUGCAUAGUAUAUUUUGUACAAAUUAUUAAUUAUAUGCAAGUUUUUGAAAAUUUUGGAAA